Cavenderia fasciculata is the source of this 3249-nucleotide messenger RNA. RefSeq lists its product as uncharacterized. Bases 1 to 3249 code for a protein of 1082 amino acids. The record is from RefSeq and is a predicted model, not a curated record. Gene Ontology annotation, molecular function: GTPase binding. The transcript is spliced from 4 exons. Lineage: Eukaryota; Evosea; Eumycetozoa; Acytosteliales; Cavenderiaceae.
AUGGAUAGAUUUAAAAAACAAUCAGAAUCUAUUCUUGGUAAAGGAAAAGAAGGAUUGAUGAAGAUAAAGACAGCUAGUACUGGAGGAGGAGGGGCAUCUGGAAAGGAACAAGGUAAAUUCCAAUUUGACAUUAAGAUUUACUUUGUAGAGAAUCUAGCCAUCACCUCUGGUAUGGUGUAUGUAUCGUGGAAGCGUGGAUCAAAAUCAACAAACAAUGGAAAGACUCGGUCAAUGCCUAUAGUCGACAAACGUGUCGUCUUUGAUCACAACGUUCAAAUGAUCACUACACUACUCAAAACCCCCAAAAAGACAUUCGAGUCCAAGAACAUCUCCAUCUCUAUCAAAGAAGACAAAGGCAAGAAAGGUACCACCAUUGGCAAGACUAUUGUCGAUUUGGCCGAAUUUACAAACGCAAAGGAUGAACAAAGAAAAAUCAUCUCUAUCAAACCAAAAAAGGGUAAAACUCCUUUAAAUUUUGUUAUGGGAGUUAAAACAACUGAAAUGCAAAUUGGACCAGAUGAAGAACCAAUGACUGAAACCGACUUAAAUUCAAAUGAUGGAUCUGAUGAUGAAGAAGAUGUUGAAGAUUUCACUCAAGAUGAUGAUACGACAAGUGAUAUUUCAUCAUCAACUAGUCACUCUCAUUCAAAUAACAACGAUCAUAGUAAUGGACAUUCAUCAACUUCACCACAAUUAGUAAAGACACCAUCAAGUUCAUCUAUUUCAACUCCAAGUUCAUCAUUAUCACCAUUUACAAAACUAAUGGAAAAGAAACAAGACAAGGAAAAAGAUGAUAAAAAGGAAACUGAUUAUAAAAAGAGAAUUGGUGAACUUGAAAAAGAAGUAUCUGAUCUAAAAAAGAAACCAGCAACAACCACUGCAGCUGCUGCACCAACACAAGAAGUGGGUGAUUUAAAAAAGAGAAUUAAAGAGUUGGCUGGUGAAAAUGUAGAUUUGGAAGAUAGAGUUAAAGAGUUGGAAGAGAAAUUGGCAUCUGGCGGAAGUGGUAGUGGUAGUAGCUCACCUUCAAUCUCUUCAUCAUCACUUAAAGAUCAACGUUUAAUUGCUGAUCUACAAGACCAAGUUAAACAAAAGGACGAACAAAUUAGAAAAAAAGAUGAUGCAAUCAAACAAAAGGAAUAUGAAAAUAGUGAAUUGUCAUCAAAGAAUCGUCAAUUGGAACGUGAUAAUACAGAUUUGAAAUCUCGUCCUCAACAACAACCUCAACAAAAUGGUAAUAAUAAUAAUAAUGGUAAUCAAGAAGAAGUAGAAUCAUUAAGAAAAGAAAUACAUCAAUUAAAAUUGGAAGCAGCUGCUCAGUUGUCACCUGCAACUGGACCGUUGGUUGGUGGAGGUACACUUGAAUUAAAGAGAAAGAUUCAAGAUUUGAAUCGUGAGAUUAAAGACAAGGAUGAAACAAUCAGUAAACUUAAAGCUGGUGGUGGAGGUGGUGGAUCAAGUACACCAACACCAGUGGCUCAACCAUCACCAUCAACUAUUCAAAUGGCCAAUAUGGAGAAACAAGUACAAGAACUCAACAAGACUGUUACUAGUCAAAAACAAGAGAUUGAAAAACUCAAAGAUUUGAAUUCUAGUAUGUCCAAAAAACCAUCAUCCUCUUCAUCCUCACCACCAUCAGAUGAGCUAAAGAAAGAGUUGAUUGAUGUAAAGGAUAAAUUGACAGCUGCAAAGGAUGAGACUAGUCAAUACAGAGAACGUGCCGAACACGCCGAGAAACAGCUGUCGUACAAGACAGAGGAUAUGGAAGAGUUGGAAGACCGAUUGUCAAGACGUAUUCGUGAUCUUGAGGAAGCCAAGGACCAACUAGAAUCCAAACUCAACAAUCAAACUGCAUCGGCUGCUUCCCUCAGUCUCAUGUCUGGCAGCAGCAGCAAGUCAUCAUCAUCAUCGGACAAGAAUAGUAAAGAAGCUGCUAAACAACUCGACAAGGAACGUCAGGAACGCGAACAAGUAGAACGCAACUUGGAAAAGGAACGUCAAGAACUAGGAAGAGAACGUGAAAAGGUAAAGAAACUUGAACGUGAAGUUAAAGAACUCAAAGAUCGUGUUAGACAAUUAGAGUCACAACUCGAGUCUGGUGGUACACACCAUGGCAGUGGAGCAUCUUCACCCAUGUCAACUGGCAGUAUGUCUAGUAGCACAGUUGCCAAGAGCGAUCUACAAGAAAGAGAGGAAAACAGAAUCAUCGAGCAAUGCAUUUACACUCAAAGCCUCACUUUUAGAGAUGGGGUUGGCGCAUCAGCCUAUUCACUCUACCACCAAUUGUUGGACCAAAACGCAUUCAGUCAAGAAAACUCGCGUCUCUUUAACAAGGUCAUCUCAUCGUUGACCCAAACCGUUGAAAAGUCAAUGGAAAACUCUGGGGAUCUAUGUUACUGGAUCUCUAAUGUCUCGGGCUUGAUCCAUCUCAUCAAAGACGGACCCAAUAAUCUCGACAAUGAUCGUGACCCCCUCCUCGACGGUAUCUUGAUCGACCAACAAAUCACCUCUCCCUCUACCAACUCGCGUCGUUCUCCAUCCGUCUCUUUCUACUAUCAAUUGGAAUCACUGUGUCGUGAAACCUACUCUCUCCUGCUUCACAACAUCUACAAGAAAUUAAAAUCAAAGAUUUCAAAUAUUUAUCAAGCUUCUUGUAUUUUGGAUAAGAAAUCAAAUAAUAGAUUAUCAUCAACAUUAAAUCAUACAAACGAUGAUUUAAAUAAGAUUUGUAAAGUAUUGAGCAAAUUUAUGACAAUGAUGAAAGAUAAAUAUGUAUUUGAUUCAAUCAUUCAACAAUUCUUUUCACAAACCUUUUACUAUAUUAGUAAUAGUUUGUUGAAUGAGAUUUUGGAAGGUGGAUCGAGUAACAAUUCGUGUUCACCAAGUUCUGGAUUCAAGAUUAAACUUUCAUUGUCAAAGAUUGAAGAUUGGGUUGCAUCUAGUGAGGAACGUGAUCUACUCAAUUAUUGCCGUGAUUUCCUUGGUGGUAUUGCCGAUGCCGCCAAUCUUAUGGUUAUUGACAAAUCGAUCUUUACCGAUACUGAAAGUAUCCAAUCAGCAUUCACUACACUAAACGUACUCCAAAUCAAACGUCUAUUGGAAAUUUGGAAACCAGAUCAACUCUCUCCCGAUCCAAUCCCUUCAAGUGUCCUAUCAAUGUCUCGUAGUAAUUGGAAUCGUCCAGUUCAAAAUUUACAACUUACAAUCGACCCCACUAUAUUAUUAAAUGUAUCACCUGUACUCGAUUAG